Calypte anna (Anna's hummingbird) is the source of this 2179-nucleotide messenger RNA. Its product is annotated as E3 ubiquitin-protein ligase TRIM7-like. Gene Ontology annotation, molecular function: protein binding; zinc ion binding. The record is from RefSeq and is a predicted model, not a curated record. NCBI's taxonomy places the organism in Eukaryota, Metazoa, Chordata, Aves, Apodiformes, Trochilidae.
UCCCCGCUCCGUGGCCACGCCCCUCGGGCCGUCAUUCUGGCGGCGGGUCGGGCAGGGAGCGGUAACGCAGGGAGCGGUAACGCGGGGGCUCCCGCAGCAACCGGGCCGGGAUGGAAGCACCUCCGGCUCCUCCUACCGUUCCCCCGGCUCCUUGCAGCGUUGCCCGUAGCCUCCAGGAUGAAUUAACGUGCCCGGUAUGCUUGGAAUACUUCAACGACCCCGUGUUGGUGGCCGAGUGCGGGCAUAACUUCUGCCGCGCCUGCGUAACCCAAUGCUGGGAGGACUCGGGCUCGUCGCCUUUGCUGCCCUCAGUGCGGGAACCGGUACCACGGCUCUUCCGCCCUAACCGCUCUCUGGGGAACAUCGUCCACAUCGUUCGGCAGUUGGGAUUACCCCCCGGUCCUGCUGAUCCACCGCCGGGACCUCCAGCUCCCGCUCCGCCUUUACCCGCCGCUUCUCCACCGGCUCCGGGGCCUCCGCGUUGUCCACGUCACGGGGAACCUUUGAGGCUUUACUGCGUUCAGGAUCGCCGUGCUGUCUGCGUCGUUUGUCACCUUUCCCGGGAACACCGGAACCACACCGUGCUGCCCGCCGAGGAGGCUGCCCACGCCGCAGAGGAGGUUCCUCAGGAACACCUGAGCUCCCUGAGGAAAAGCCGGGAAGAAGCCAAAGCGGAGAAGGAGCGGCAGAGCCAGGAGCUGCUGAAACAAACAGAAGUGGAAAGGCAGAAAAUCGUGGCUGAGUGCAAGGAACUCCGGGGAUUCCUGGAAGAGAAGGAGCAGCUCCUGCUCUCCCGUCUGGAAGAGCUGGACCGGGACAUCCUCAGGAGGAGGGAUGAGAGUGUUUCCCACCUCAGCGAGGAGAUCGCCCACCUGGACAAGCUGCUGAGUCAGCAGGGAGGAGAAAAAGGGACAGGGAACCAAAGCUGGGCAGUUUUUGAGAGCUGGAUGUUCUGCAAGCCUGAGGUUGGCUUCACAGAACUGGAGAAGAAACAGAGCUUCUCUCAGAAGAGUGCAGUGCUGAAAGAAGUUCUGCUGGAGUUCAAGGAGAACCUCCGGUUUGAGCUGGAGAACGACACAGGUGAUCUCUCCUUGGAUCCCGACACCGCCAACCCUUACCUGGUGCUGUCAGAAGACAAAAGGAGCGUCCGCCUCCGGAGCGCUCCCCAGGAGCUGCCUCCAAACCCCAAGAGAUUUGAUUUUUCCUUCUGUGUCUUGGCGGCCGAGGGUUUCCUGGCCGGGCGCCAUUACUGGGAGGUGGAGGUGGGGGAUGGGGAGAGUUGGGUGCUGGGCGCCGCCCGCGAGUCGGUGCGCAGGAAGGAGAAAAUCGAUUUCGCCCCCGAGGAGGGGAUCUGGGCGGUGGGGUUGAACUGGAAAGGGAAAAACUGGGAUCAGUAUCAGGCGUUCACCUCCCCCGAGACCCCUCUGUCCCUCUGCGAGAGGCCCAGGAAGAUCGGGGUCUACCUGGACUACGAGGGGGGUUGGGUGGCCUUCUACAACGCCGACAACAUGGCGCCCAUCUUCACCUUCACCGCCGCCUUCACCGAGAAGAUUUUCCCCUUCUUUUGGCUCUUCUACGUGGGCUCCUCCCUCUCCCUCUGCAACUGACACCCCCAACAUGGCCCCCAACUUCUCCCCCUCCCCACAAAGGUCACCCCCACCCCUCGCUUUGAGGGCCCCGAAGUCUCCACCGGCAAGGUUGAAGACCCCAAAACUCUUCAGUUUUCUCUUUUUCAGAUUUUUCUUCUUGAAUUGGAGGCUUUGACCCUCAAAACUUUGGGGUUUCCACCAACCUCAAUAAUUCCCUCCCCAGUUUUUCUCCACCUUCUUUCAGAGGACCCCAAACUCCCCCAUUUUCACCUUGAAGGCCCCAAAACUCCUCAGUUUUCUCUUUUUCAGAUUUUUCUGCUCAAAUUGGAGAAUUUUGCCCUCAAAUCUUUCCUCUGGGGUCUCCACCAACCUCAGUAAUUCCUCCACCUUCUUUCAGAGGACCCCAAACUCCCCCUUUUUCACCUUGAAAGUUGAAGGCCCCAAAACUCUUCAGUUUUCUCUUUUUCAGAUUUUUCUGGAAGACCCCAAAACUCCUCAGUUUUCUCUUUUUCAGAUUUUUAUCCUCAAAUUGGAGAAUUUUCCCCUCAAAUCUUUCCUCUGGGGUCUCCACCAACCUCAGUAAUUCCUCC